Messenger RNA from Lodderomyces oxycetoniae, 381 nucleotides. Its product is annotated as 60S ribosomal protein uL24. Bases 1 to 381 code for a protein of 126 amino acids. Gene Ontology annotation, cellular component: ribosome; cytosolic large ribosomal subunit. Gene Ontology annotation, molecular function: RNA binding; structural constituent of ribosome. Gene Ontology annotation, biological process: ribosomal large subunit biogenesis; cytoplasmic translation. The transcript has 2 exons. The record is from RefSeq and is a predicted model, not a curated record. Lineage: Eukaryota; Fungi; Ascomycota; Pichiomycetes; Serinales; Debaryomycetaceae.
AUGGCCAAAAGAAGUCAAGACGUAUCAUCAUCACGUUCCAAGUCUAGAAAAGCUCAUUUCAGUUCUUCAUCUGUUGAGAGAAGAGUUCUUUUAAGCGCUCCAUUAUCAAAAGAAUUAAGAAAAGAAUACAACAUAAAAUCCUUGCCAAUCAGAAAAGAUGAUGUAAUCACAGUUGUCAGAGGUUCAAAGAAGGGUGCAGAGGGUAAAGUGAACUCAGUUUACAGAUUGAAAUUUGCAAUCCAAGUUGAAAAAUUAGAAAAAGAAAAAUCAAACGGUGCCACUGUACCAAUUAGCGUACAUCCAUCAAAAGUUGUUAUCACAAAGUUGCAUUUGGACAAGGACAGAAAAGAUUUGAUUGCAAGAAAAUCAGUUAAAGCUUAA